CUUGUUAGAGGUUUUGGUGGGAAACUUAAGUUCUGUGGGCGAGAUGACACUUUUAACAUCCUAUGGAAUGGCCCAACUGCAACUUUGGGUGGAAUUGUAGCCCAAUUUAAAAAUCGUAAUAAAAAAUUAUGUAAUGCUUUUACCAAUAUGAUUGUCAUAAACACUACCUAUGGGAAUGGAUCCCCUGCUGCUCCUUUAGACAUAACCAUUGGUGAUGAGACAUCUCUUGCAAUACGAAUUCUAUUUGAGUACUUCCAACCACAACCAAGCAUUGGCAAAUUCGAUUUUCCUUCUUUUCGUUCAUUAUGCAACGAUUAUUCAAACAUUUCAAGCUUUACACUGAGCGCUGCUCUCCAAAUUGUUUAUUAUGACAUCAUUAAACAAAAGAAUCUAGAAAUAGCUUCUAAUCCUCUACUGGUCCUGGUCCUUGGAGUUGAUGAGAUUAAUAAAUU
Messenger RNA from Entrophospora candida, 452 nucleotides. NCBI's taxonomy places the organism in Eukaryota, Fungi, Glomeromycota, Glomeromycetes, Entrophosporales, Entrophosporaceae. The record is from the annotation of a GenBank genome assembly.